CCCCUCAUGGACGGAGGCGGCGGCGGCGGCCCGGGCGGGGUGCUCUACCCGCCCCUGGGCCGCGACGACGAGGGCGACGACGACGACGAGGAGGGCGACGACGAGGAGGACGACGAGGCGCUGGGCGACGACGAGGAGGACGGGCCGGGCCGCGGCGGAGUGGGGCCGCUGGGCAGCAGCGAGAGCGCCGGCAGCGGGCUGUCGUUGUCGGGCGGAGGAGGAGGAGGCGCCCCGGAGCCUCGCAAGCGAGCGAGGGGGUCCGGCGGUCUGGCCAGCCGCGCCGCGUCCACCACGUCGGCGGCGUCUUCCGUGGGCGGCGGCUCCCGGGGCUACGAGGUGGUCCGCGAGCUGGGCCCCGAGGAGGUGCGCUGGUUCUACCGCGAGGAGCGCAAGACCUGGAAGCCUUUCAUCGGCUACGACUCGCUGCGCAUCGAGCUGGCCUACCGGGCCUGGGGGCUCCUCGAGAGGAAGGCCGCGCCCGCAGCCCAAGCGGAGGGGGUCGCCGCCGCAGGCAGCAGCAGCCCCGAGGCCUUCGAGCCCGGCUCGCCGGGGAUCCCUCCGUCGGAGCCCGUGUGCGUCCGCGGAGGCCUCUACGAGGUGGAUGUGGCCAACUCCGAGUCCUACCCGGUCUAUUGGAACCAAUCUGAGAAGAUCCCUGUGAUGCGUGGGCAGUGGUUUGUUGAUGGCACAUGGCAGCCACUAGAAGAAGAAGAAAGCAAUUUGAUAGAACAAGAACAUCUCAGCUGUUUCAAGGGGCAGCAAUUGCAAGAAAACUUUGACAUGGAAGUAUCAAAACCUUUAGAUGGAAAAGAGGUUAUCUACCACCUCCCUCCCUUCUCCCUCCAUUCUCUGUUCAAAUGGAGAGGAUAUAAGGAGAAUACAGAGGCUGCAGGGCUUAAACGCAAGUGGUCCGAAGCUGUUCAUAGUUUGAAGCUUAGUCGCACCCAUGUGGACUGGCACAGUGUGGACGAAGUGUAUCUUUACAGUGAUGCAACGACGUCAAAAAUCGCAAGAACUGUCACACAGAAGCUGGGUUUUUCCAAAGCUUCAAGCAGCGGGACCAGGCUGCAUAGAGGUUAUGUUGAAGAGGCUACGUUAGAAGACAAGCCAUCACCAACAACUCAUAUUGUAUUUGUUGUACAUGGCAUUGGUCAGAAAAUGGACCAAGGAAGGAUUAUUAAAAACACAGCCAUGAUGCGGGACACUGCAAGGAAAAUAGAAGACAAAUAUUUUAGCAACCUUGCAACACAUGUUGAGUUCCUGCCAGUUGAAUGGAGAUCUAAGCUUGCACUUGACGGAGACACUGUUGACUCUAUUACUCCUGAUAAAGUCCGUGGCUUGAGGGACAUGCUUAACAGCAGUGCGAUGGACAUAAUGUACUACACAAGUCCCCUCUACCGCGAUGAGCUGGUAAAAGGCCUUCAACAGGAGCUGAAUCGUUUGUACACACUUUUCUGUACGCGGAAUCCAGAGUUCAUAGAAAAGGGCGGCAAAGUAUCAAUUGUGUCACAUUCCUUAGGAUGCGUAAUCACAUACGACAUCAUGACAGGAUGGAAUCCAGUUAUACUCUAUGAACAGUUACUUGAAAAGGAGUAUGAUGACCUCGAGGACACCUGGAUGAGCUACGAGGAGCAACAUAUGCUAGAAGAGUUUUAUUUGACCAAGCGGCGAUUGAGGGAGAUAGAAGAGAGGUUGCAUGGACUGAAAAAAUCCACCAUAUCUAAGACACCUGCCUUAAAAUUCAAGGUUGAAAAUUUCUUCUGUAUGGGAUCUCCAUUAGCAGUGUUUUUGGCCUUGCGUGGCAUCCGACCAGGAAACAGUGGAAGUCAAGAUCACAUUCUGCCCAGAACUAUUUGUAACCGGUUGCUAAACAUUUUUCAUCCAACAGAUCCAGUGGCCUAUAGACUAGAACCUUUAAUUCUGAAGCACUAUAGCAACAUUUCUCCGGUCCAGAUCCACUGGUAUAACACCACGAACCCUCUACCUUAUGAGCACAUGAAGCCAAGUUUCCUCAACCCGGCAAAAGAAUCUACCUCAGUCACUGAGAGCGACUCUCUCCCAACAUUACCCAGCCCAACAACAUCACCUGUCCUGGCUCGACGGCACUAUGGGGAGUCCAUAACCAAUAUAGGCAAAGCAAGUAUAAUGGGAGCUGCUAGCAUCGGGAAAGGCCUUGGAGGGAUGCUCUUCUCAAGAUUUGGACGUGCCAGUGCUCCCACUUCCCAGGCACUUGAGGCAGCAAAAGAAGGGUCAGAACUGGAGGAGAAGAAGCCAGCCUUGAGCCAGGCGUCCAUCGGAACUCAGAACUUCCCACACAGCAGCUCUGGCUUCUUAGAUCCGACAAUGGACCUGGAGCACAGGAUCGACUUUGAGCUCAGGGAAGGCCUGGUGGAGAGCAGGUACUGGUCUGCUGUCACAUCACACACGGCUUACUGGUCAUCCAUGGACAUUGCUCUCUUUCUUCUCACCUUCAUGUACAAGCAGGACCAAGAGGAGGAAGAGGAGGAGGAUGGCAUCAAGUCACACUUAGAGCCUGUUUGAUUGUAGCCUGGGGGGG
Lacerta agilis (Sand lizard) is the source of this 2557-nucleotide messenger RNA. It is a transcript of the gene DDHD1, whose product is annotated as DDHD domain containing 1. Gene Ontology annotation, molecular function: metal ion binding; glycerophospholipase activity. Lineage: Eukaryota; Metazoa; Chordata; Lepidosauria; Squamata; Lacertidae. The record is from RefSeq and is a predicted model, not a curated record. The transcript has 13 exons. Gene Ontology annotation, cellular component: cytoplasm. The coding region runs from base 7 to 2541 and encodes 844 amino acids.